AUGAGUACAUCUUUAAUAAAAGAUGAAAUAAAGGAAGAAAUAAAGGAAGAAAUAAAAGAUGAAAUAAAGGAAGAAACAGUUGAUGACAUUAACAAUUCAGAAUGUUCAGAGACAUAUGACCCAGAUGAAGAAGACCAUCAAAACAUUAUAUUCAAAAAAUUUUUAUUAGGAGAUAAAAAAUUUCCACAAAAUUUAGUUGGUCGAUUUGCAGAGUUAUGGGGAAUGAUGGAACAAGAAUUAAAACCAAAUGGAGUAUUUGCUUUGCACUGGGACGAAUUUACAGGAGACGAUGAUUUUAAAGACCUUCCUCCAGUUAAGCCAUGGCAAGACACUACAGUUACAGAUGCUUUAGUGUCAUGUUUCAAUUAUGGUUUGAAUGAAAAGUUUUGGAUGAACUAUAGAAAGAAACAUGACUUACUUAAGAAAUACCUUGAUGAAAUAACUGGGACUGAAAAGGAAAAGACAUAUGAGCGAGGAAGAGUUGAGCAUCAGCGAGACUCAUCGAGGUAUUCAAGAAGUCAUUCAAGAAGGAGAAGAAGUAAAUCUAAAGGUCAUUAUUCACGGAGUAGAUCUAGAGAUCGUUAUCUACGAAAUAGAUCAAAAAGUCAUUAUUCAAGAAGUAGGUCAAGAAGUUCCGAUAAGUAUUAUAGUCGUACUAGAAGAAGUAGAAGUAGAAGAAGGAGUGGUUCUAGAAGACGUAGACAUCAUUAA
Messenger RNA from Entamoeba histolytica HM-1:IMSS, 711 nucleotides. RefSeq lists its product as uncharacterized. The record is from RefSeq and is a predicted model, not a curated record. The transcript has a single exon. Bases 1 to 711 code for a protein of 236 amino acids. Lineage: Eukaryota; Evosea; Mastigamoebida; Endamoebidae.